This is a messenger RNA of Carlito syrichta (Philippine tarsier), 1815 nucleotides long. It is a transcript of the gene ODR4, whose product is annotated as chromosome unknown C1orf27 homolog. The transcript is spliced from 14 exons. Gene Ontology annotation, cellular component: endomembrane system. Gene Ontology annotation, biological process: intracellular protein localization. Bases 218 to 1585 code for a protein of 455 amino acids. The record is from RefSeq and is a predicted model, not a curated record. NCBI's taxonomy places the organism in Eukaryota, Metazoa, Chordata, Mammalia, Primates, Tarsiidae.
CGUCAUCAGUCUGCGCCACCUGACCCCCGAGACCCUGAGUUUGGAGUGGGAAGUGAGGUGUGGGAAGUCGGUCGCUUUCUGAUGAAUUCAUUGGCUAUGGAAUUGGGACCGGAGGAGGCUGCUGCUUAGUUCCCAAACCCCGAACUCCGGCGAACAGACAGAUUCGUCUGCCACGAGUGCACAUUCUGAAAACAGGAGGUUGAAUUAGUUCUCAGUAAUGGGGAGAACCUACAUUGUAGAAGAGACUGUUGGCCAAUAUCUUUCAAACAUCAGUCUCCAAGGAAAGACUUUUGUCUCUGGCCUUUUAAUAGGACAGUGUACUUCACAAAAGGAUUAUGUAAUUCUUGCCACUAGAACACCACCCAAAGAGGAACACAGUGAAAACCUCAAACAUCCUAAAGCUAAGUUGGAUAACUUGGAUGAAGAAUGGGCCACAGAACAUGCCAACCAGGUAUCCAGAAUGCUACCAGGGGGACUCUUAGUUCUUGGAGUAUUUAUUAUUACUACUUUAGAACUAGCAAAUGACUUUCAAAAUGCCCUGCGCAGACUGAUAUUUGCUGUGGAAAAGUCUAUAAGUAGAAAAAGAAUAUGGAAUUUUACAGAGGAGGAGGUCUUAGAACGAGUGACACUUCACAUUUGCUCUUCUACAAAAAAAAUAUGUUGUCGAACUUAUGAUAUUCAUGAUCCAAAGAGUUCAGCAAAACCAGCAGAUUGGAAAUAUCAAAAUGGAUUAUCAACCUCAUGGCUUUCUUUAGAAUGUACAGUUCACAUUAAUAUUCACAUCCCACUUUCCACUACUUCUAUCAGCUAUACUCUGGAGAAAAAUACAAAGAAUGGACUUAUACGCUGGGCCAAGCAAAUAGAAAAUGGUAUGUAUUUGAUUAAUGGACAAGUUAAAGAUGAAGAUUGCGACCUAUUAGAAGGACAGAAAAAAUCUAGAGGAAAUACUCAAGCAACUAGUCAUUCUUUUGAUGUCAGAGUGCUAACGCAGUUGCUCCUGAAUUCAGACCACAGAUCGACAGCUAUGGUCCAGGUCUGCAGUGGUUCUGUAAAUCUGAAGGGUGCUGUGAAAUGCAGAGCUUAUAUCCACAGCAAUAAGCCCAAGGUUAAAGAUGCCGUGCAGGCAGUAAAGAGAGAUAUAUUGAACACAGUUGCUGAUCGUUGUGAAAUACUAUUUGAGGAUCUACUUUUGAAUGAAAUGCCAGAAAAAAAAGUUAUGAAUUCUACAAAAGAGUUCCAUAUCCUUCCUCACCGAGUUUUUGUCCCCAUUCCUGGAUCCACUGUAAUGUUAUGUGAUUAUAAAUUUGGUGAUGAGUCAGCAGAAGAAAUCCGAGACCAUUUUAUAGAGAUGUUUGAUCAUAUGAUUCAAAUAGAAGAUUUGGAAAUUGCAGAGGAAAUAAACACAGCCUAUGUGAGUUCCUCUAUCAAUAGUCAAUCUCCAUUGGACGAUAUAGAUGAUGAACAACCAAAACAACCAAUUAAAACUACAAUAGUAUUGAAAAUGCAGCAAAACAUAGGUACGAUUGCAGCAUUUGCGGUUGCAUUGCUUGCCGCAGGUAUUUCCUUUCAUUACUUCAGUGAUUAGAGUGAGGCACAAAAAGUUUCCUGAUCAUCCAGAGAACAUUGGCCAACAAAUAUGAAUAAUAAAGAUGUAAACAACCAUCUGCAUUUAAGACAAUAGCAAUCAGAUCUGCUGCCGUAAUGCCUAUUAAGUGUGUUUCUGACUAAAAUGAAAUCACCAACUGCCUUGUUUAACCUGCUUUAUACUAUAGGUGGUCCAGCUUUUCAAAAAUAAAGUUAUGUAUCUAGAUGGAA